UGGCCUGGCCACAUUGUUUCAGUGGAAUAAACAAAAUGCUGGUUCUUACCGAGAUAAAACAAUUAACUAUGUAGAAUUGCUACCCACUAGCACCGAGUGAACCUCUAAGAAACCGGACCAACAUGGAACGGUUCGCUUUCAAGAUCGACGCGGCGCUAAAGGCGAAUCUCUACAAAAUCUGCAGGCUGUGCGGCAUCGACAAUCCAGGAAAAGUGCAAAUACUGCCGCAGAAUGGGGACGACAUCAUUGACCUGGACGAGCCCAGUUUGUCGCAGAAGGUCUAUGAGCUGGUCGGUUUUAUGGUGUCCGGAGACGACAAAAUGCCGCAGACAAUGUGCAGCCUGUGUGUGGAUAAAAUCAAUGAUUUUUACGAGUUUCGAGAGAUGUGCUAUGCAACCAACAAACAGACCCGCAACUUGCUGGGACUGAAGGCGCUAGAGCCCGAAAAGCUCAUUAAAUUAAAGCCCGUAAUCAAGGCGGAACCGCAGCUGAUGGGGCCAGGAGGCAAACGAGGACGAAAGCGCAAGACGGAGGACAACUGGCCGAGGGCGAAUCUAAGCGUGAAGACCCAGGUCAAGAAAGAGCCGGCGGCUUUUCAUAAGAAGCUGCGACUUCAGCCGGCGUCAUCAGCUCCCAUAGAGCCCAAAACGGAGCCUGACAUCAAAGAGGAACCCGUUGAGCCGGAAACCAGUCACAAGGUGCCACCGAAGAAGGGCCGCAAGUCCAUAUGCAGUGUUUGUGGCGAGAAGUUCCUCAACAAGGAGCUAGCCGACGAGCACAAGAGCCUGGUUCACGUGCCCUCGAUCCUGCGCUACGUAUGCAACGCCUGUAACCAGACGCAUCACAACCAGAGCGACAUCCGCGCCCAUCAGCUCUGGCACAAGCUCUCGAAGACGCCCUACAAGUGUCCCCUGUGCGAGGCAAGUGUGGCCAAUGCCUAUGCCUUUACGCGCCAUCUGCGGGAGCACACCCCGCCCACACCCGUCCAGCUGCUCGUUCUGGAUCGCGAGUGCCCGCUGUGCAAAAAGACCUUCAUCACGAACUUCUUCUACAACACUCACCGCUGUGCCAUCCGCAAGCGCAAGUGCGGCGGCUGCAGUCGCGCCUUGAACUCCGAGGCCGCCUACAUGCGUCACGCCCCCACCUGUGCUAAGAUUUACCUCAGUCACUCCAAACACAUCAUGCCCGAGGUGGUGACCAAUGAGGCGCAGAUGCGCAUCACGAACGAGGUGGAGGAUGACUUGCUUGGCCUGCCGCCGGCAACCGCUAUGCCACCGGAUUUUGUGAUCGAUGAGGGCAUGCAACCGGUGGUGGUCCUGGAGCGGCUCUCCUCGCCCCUGCUACGAGCCUCGACUACUAUUAAUCGUCUGGGCGCCUCCAGAGGACGAAAUAGCGAACGGGUUUCCGCUAAGAAAUAUUUAAAGAGAGUGGAUCAGCUGCUCAAAAACACCAUGAGCACUCUGGUGAGUAUCAAGCAUGAGCCAGAGGUGCACAUUAGCGACACCGGGCCAACCAGUGAGCAGGUGGAACAUGAGCCUGAACGAACGGAGCCCAGCUUCGGGGAUGAUGAUGACUUCCAUGCGGGCAACGACGACAGCGAUGAUGAUGAGCAGGAAGCUGGAGCAGGAGCUGCUUUGGCCAGCGAUAAUGUGCCCAGUGUAUCGGUCAAGCAGGAGCUCAUUGACAAGGCCUACGAAAAGCAGAUGGAGGUCAAGCAGGAGCCCCUGAAACUUAAGCUGAAAAUAACGAAGAAUCACGGCAAGCUGAACUCCUCGAUCAUAGAUGAUCUGGAUGAGGCAAGUCCGGCGACUGGCAGGGGUGCCAAAAAGAAGAAGAAACGCAAACACAAAGAGCGGGAAAAGGAGCCGUCUCUAGGAGCAGAGGCAACACAGGAUCAGGCCUUGGUUAACGUGAAACAAGAACCCGCUGACAACGAUUACGUUCCCCGGGCCACUGUCAUGACCACCAUACCCAUUAACCAGCUGGAAAGCAACUUCAAUGAAAGUGAGCAGCACGAGGAACAGCAGGAGGAGACGCUCCCAAUUCAGGAGGAUGUCAAGCCCAAUCGAAUUGAGCUUGAUCGCAUGAUGCAGAUAUCGCAUGUGGCCAGUGGCGUGGACAUGGCCGAAGAGGCUAUGCCCUUGGAGAGGGAACAACAAGAACAAGCCGUUGAAGCCACGCCCGAUCAGCCAGAGAAGCCCAAGGAGUCCCCGCCCAGCACAAAGCCCACGUCCGUGAAGUCUACGGCACGUAAAAGUACGGCAGGUGUUCAACGUAAGACACGUAAUGAGAUUCCAAAGGAGGUACCUUUGCCUCAAAUAGUAGCCGUGGAGAGUGGCGAGACGGUGGUCUUCAACAUGGUUCCAGAUAUUAACAUCAAGCCGGAGCCUCGCAAUCGCGGUUAUGGAGAUGAUGAGCCCGAGGUCACGGAAGAGAUUAAUCAUAACGAGAAGAUGGAUGAGGAGGAUGCCUAUAUCGACCACAACAAUGUGACUGUGAAGCAGGAAAAAGACCUGGACAUUUCCCAUGAAGCGGAAUCCACGCACUGCAACGGACUGGAAAGGCCUGCCGGAAGCGAGGGCGAUGACGAUGACGAUGGCCAUGAAGACAGUAUAUCGUCUGCUGACGAGGCUGAGGAAGCCAUGGAGGAGGAUGAAGAAGUGCGCAUUUAUCAAGAAAUCGAAUUGCCACCAUUGGAAGCUCAAAACGAAGCGGAUAAAGCAUCACAUUCGGGACCAGAGGAGCCCGGUUUAACAGUUUCGGAGCUACCUCCAGACACAGCUUCGGAAUCAACAGAAAUCCCAGUGCCAGAAUUUAGUUUGGUUAUAACCAGCAUCUGCAGUCAAGCAACACAGGACCUGACAACUGUUUCUGUAGAUUUAGAGCCUACCCUUGACCAUAUUCCGGCUUCCACAACUAAAAGUCAAUCUGCGGCAGGGCCACACGAAAUCCAGUCCCCGACUUUGGAUGGUUCCGUUCCAGCAGUUGAAUCCCAAAGAGAUGUGGGAAUUAAUCACUCCGCUGAAGGCCUGAAUGCCCAGACCCCUGGCUCCAAUCUGGCAGUUGAACAUUCUUCUCUGGCAGUUUUAGAACCCCCAAUGGAAGUCGUCGCUACUAUGACAAAUGAAGGUCAAUCUAGAACAGAUUUUGAAGCAAAUCCUUCACCAGUUGAAGCUCAAACCGAGGGCAAUACAAGCUCCAUUCGAAAGGUGUCCCUGGAAAGUGAAAACUCUAGCAUUGAGGAACUACCAGCCUCGGUUGAGAACCCACACGCUCAUCCUUCCCUCUUUGAGAGUCAACCCGCUCCUAUAAAUGAGGUCGAGACUCUGCCAAGUUCUAGUUCUAAUAUCCAAGAGACAGGAUCAACAGCAGCAUCCCUCCCAGACACAAAUCUAGCUCUGGAAUCUCAGGGAAACCCAGAGGAAACCGGGUUUACAUUACCAAUGGUCUCCCUUAAUGGUCCCAAAGAUAAUGAAGCUCAGGCCUUGCCAGGUUACGAGGCACCCAACUUUACAUGCGCUGAGGAGCACCAGAACGUUCUCAACCAUGAAAUCUCUGAGCAGCAGCAGCAGCAGCAGGCUCCUCUCGAUGAUGACCAGCUCUUGCUGUAUGAGGAGCAGCCGGCCACACUUGAAACUGGUCGGGAGCCAUCGGAAGGGGAGGAGUGUAACCCAGGACCCUCGACGAGACCAAUCGAGGAAACUGAGAACCGGAUUAACGAGCAGCAGCAGGAAUUGGCUUUGGAGGAUCAACGGCAGCCACGCUGCCAGGCCAACAACGAUGACUCCAAUAUCAACGAAAUUGCCGAAAACAAUAACAAUGCCAACAUUGAGCGUGAACUGCAGGACGACGCUUUGGGCGGAGCUGAGGAGGACGCUAAUCCGUAGAGUAGGAAUACCUAAAAGAUUGUUCCCUUUGAUUGUAAAUAUGUAUGGAUUUGUUGAGAAGGGGUUUGGGAAAUGAAGAUCUAUCCCUAAACCACUAAACUUUGUACGAAUAGAGAGCAUUACUUUUAAGUUAGAUAUACACAACUUUAUUACAUAAAUUAAUGGCUUAUAU
Molecule: messenger RNA, 4059 nt
Organism: Drosophila kikkawai
Lineage: Eukaryota; Metazoa; Arthropoda; Insecta; Diptera; Drosophilidae
Product: histone acetyltransferase KAT6A
Biological process (GO): regulation of transcription by RNA polymerase II
Cellular component (GO): nucleus
Molecular function (GO): zinc ion binding; DNA-binding transcription factor activity, RNA polymerase II-specific; RNA polymerase II transcription regulatory region sequence-specific DNA binding
Source: RefSeq, a predicted model, not a curated record